ACCAUGCUACAAAGGGACAUGAAGCCAGAAAGUGAGAGACCACGGAAAGUCCGGUUUCGAAUCGCAUCAUCUCACAGUGGGCGAGUUCUGAAGGAAGUUUAUGAAGAUGGGCAGCCCUCAGCCUCUUUGGAUUCUGAAUGUGCCAGUAUCUGUGGGGUUGAUGGGCUCAGUGAGUCUGACGGACAGCAGAACGGCCACAUAGGAUCAGAAGGCAAUGAACCUGAGAAUGAUCAGGAUAACUUGCUGGUGCUAGCGAGGGCUGCUAGUGAGAAGGCUUUUGGUACAAGAAGAGUCAACAUUUUAAGCAAAAAUGGCACAGUCAGAGGCGUCAGAUACAAAGUGAGUGCAGGCCAAGCUCUAUUUAACAAUUUGACCAAAGUAUUACAGCAACCAUCAACCGACCUAGAAUUUGACCGCGUAGUGAUUUAUACCACUUGCCUUCGUGUGGUAAGGACAACUUUUGAGAGAUGUGAACUGGUGAGGAAAAUCUUCCAAAACCAUCGAGUAAAAUUUGAAGAGAAAAACAUAGCUCUGAAUGGAGAAUAUGGGAAAGAGUUAGAUGAGCGAUGCCGACGAGUUUCUGAAGCUCCUUCUCUCCCCGUCGUGUUCAUUGACGGCAAUUAUCUUGGGGGUGCUGAGAAAAUUUUGUCAAUGAAUGAAUCAGGAGAAUUGCAAGACCUCUUAACCAAAAUUGAGAGAGUGCAGCAUCCACACGAGUGUCCCUCCUGUGGAGGCUUUGGCUUUCUUCCGUGCUCUGUGUGCCAUGGGAGCAAGAUGUCAGUGUUUCGAAACUGUUUUACAGACUCUUUCAAAGCUCUGAAGUGUACAGCUUGCAAUGAGAACGGUCUCCAGCGUUGUAAGAACUGUGCUGGUUAGUCAGAGAUUACAUUAAGAAAAAGCCUCA
Molecule: messenger RNA, 904 nt
Organism: Fukomys damarensis (Damara mole-rat)
Lineage: Eukaryota; Metazoa; Chordata; Mammalia; Rodentia; Bathyergidae
Gene: Grxcr1
Product: glutaredoxin and cysteine rich domain containing 1
Exons: 4
Coding region: 4-876 (290 amino acids)
Biological process (GO): inner ear receptor cell stereocilium organization; sensory perception of sound
Cellular component (GO): kinocilium; stereocilium
Source: RefSeq, a predicted model, not a curated record